GUUUUUGAUGGGCCGAACAUCUCGCUGACUGACUUGAAGAAGCAGAUUAUGGGCAGGGAGAAGCUCAGAGCCGGGGACUGCGACCUGCAGAUCAUAAACGCACAAACCAAAGAAGGUUGACUGGGGGGCUCCAGAAAAGUCGCACCGGGACAAAAGAGGUGUAAUGAAUGGGCAAACAUUCCUGUUGCAUUCACGCCUCAUGCCCCUUAAUUAAACCGCCUGGCGUGGGUGGAUCAGUGGUGUCAGCGCUGUCAUUCUGCAGGAGAUGUUGGUUUAAAAAUAGCAAAGGUCGAGGGGUGGAAAAGGCAGACAUUACUCAUGGCCAAAAGGCUUAAAUGCAGCCACAGACUGUAUGAUUUAAGAUAAAAACACAAUGCAGAAGCAAACUGAACACUAGGCAGGCACACCCUUUAACUGGAGAUUCAGGAAUUAAAAUGAGCUGGAUACAAAAACGUGACCCACAUUGCAUCGAGGAGGUAUUUCGCAUGCUUUAUGUUGUUGUAUUUUCUUUCCUUCAACUACAAGCAUCAGUGGUGGGAGUUAAUUUGGAUUUUGAGUGACCGACCAACACAAAAUAGUGUGAAGUGGAAAAGAAAUGGGUAACAAUUGUAAAACACGUUUAAAAGCCUUCCACUUUUAAGGUUUAUCUUUAGAAAAGCUUUGUUAUAAGGAGCAAACUACGGAAAAUUUGAAAGGGCAUGAUUACUUUUUGAAAGCCACUCUGUACUCAAGAACCAACAGGGCAGUAUAAUGAAGAGUGUUUGUGUCCUAAAUACCUGUUUUUGUUUCAUGAUUCAAACCUUAUCCCCAUGUUUCUUCAGGCCAAGGGUAUUGUUUCUGUGCGUUUCUUGCGUCUUUUUUUUGUGACACACUUGGAAACAAUAAGGUAGGACAUAAUCUUGCAAAUCCACAUAUUUUCUGAGUUGUAUUCUAGCAUAAUAAGCCCUCUAAUGCUUCAGAGUCUUACUUUUUUAUACAUUUUGAUAUUCAGAAUGUUUAUAUUUUAUAACCCCUUCAAAAGAAACCUAUUCCAAACAAUUUACCAUCACAACAAUAAAUAUGUUUGGUGACGUACUUGCCAGUGAAAAGCAGUAGCAGUGCAUUUCCACUUAAAAGAAAAGAAAAACCACUGUUUUGUCUAGUUUAAUUUAUUUAUAUGGACUAUUGAGGCAUGUUGGAGUGCAUGAUGCAUUGCUGCCUUGCAGUAAGAUGUCGUGAGGCCUUUCUGCAUGUUCUCCCCCUUCAUGUGUGUGGGUUCUCUCAGGGUACUCCAGGUUUCUCCCACAGUCCAAAAAAAUGUUCUUAGCUUAAUUUACUACUCUAAAAUGGUGACAUGUCCAGGCUGUUCCUUUGCCCCUAUAAGCCAUACUGCAUUAAUUCAUGCAAAAAGGAAGCCCAAUCAAGUAUUGACUGUAUAUAAUAUACAGUCAUGUAUAUUUUUCAGUAAGUUGUAAAAAUUAGAUUACUCUUUAGGCAAUAAUUAUCAAAAUUACAAUUUAUCCCUGUAUUUAACAAACUGGUAUGAGUCUCACAUUGAUUUCAAUUAGUAAAAUAAAUUAUCCUUAUGAUAUUCUAAUAUAUUUAGAUGUCUACAGUUUAACCCAAAUUACAAAAAUACAUGAAAGCAAGAAGGUUGGAGAGUGCUGGUAACCCUAGGCAACACAAAUGGGCUAAAUAUUUUGUCUCUACACGAUUCUGUUUUUAUAUAAUUUCUUUUUUAAUCUCAAACUCCGAAUUGCAGAAAGAAAAUCUCAAUAUUGCAAAUUUUCCGUUUUAACCCUUUUAUACUGAUGAUUUUUCACCCUUAGAGUUCAAAGAAGAUGGUGGUCACAUCCCCAAAGGCUCCUCUGUCAUAGUCAGGAGAAUUCCCCUCAUUGGAGCAAAGUCCAGCUCAAAUAGCAAGACCAACCACAAAGAAAGAUCAGACGUCCAGAUUCCCAAAGCCUUUGGAUCCCAUAGAGCAAUCAGUGAGUCCAGCUCUACCAGAGCUUUGUCAUUUUUCUCCAAGAUGCAGAUGGCUAACUUGGCUGAAGCUGAUGUCUCAGAAGAGGAUAAGAUCAGAGUUAUGAUGAAUCAGUCCAGCUGUGAAAUGAUGAAGAUGAACUCAAAGCUUGGCCCUACCCUUCCAGAAAACUACGCCUGUUAUCGGUGUGGGAAUGGUGGACACCAUAUCAGGAACUGCCCAGGGAGUGGGGAUAAAAAUUUUGAGGCUCCUCCGAGGAUAAAGAAGAGCACAGGAAUCCCUCGAUCCUUCAUGGUUGAGGUGGACGAUCCUAAUAUUAAGGGAGUCAUGCUGACCAGUUGUGGACGUUAUGCAAUUCCUGCCAUAGAUGCUGAGGCGUAUGCUGUUGGUAAGAAGGAGAAGCCUCCUUUUAUUCCACAGGAGGAACCUAAGUGUGAAGAAAAGGAAGAACCCAUACCUGAUGAACUCCUCUGUUUAAUUUGUCAUGACUUGCUGAGUGACGCUGUGGUCAUACCCUGCUGUGGAAAUAGCUACUGUGACGAUUGUAUUCGAACUGCCUUGCUUGAGUCGGAGACCCAUGUGUGCCCUACAUGUGGCCAAUCAGACGUCUCCCCUGAUACCUUGAUUGCCAAUAAAUUUCUUAGACAGGCUGUGAAUAACUUUAAAAAAGAACGAGGCUCGGGCAAAAUCCAGAGAACGUCUUUGUCUCAGAACACUACCCCAAAGCCAAGCCCUGGCCCCACUCUGACCGCUUCCACCCUUCAGAACAAGACCAAGAAACCUCUCCAGUCACCCUGCACUGAGCAGGAGUCGAUGGUGAACAAGCCUAAACCGGAAAAAUCCCCACUCUUAUCACAAAGCGCCGAAGGCCGCCCAGCAACUCCAGAACCUUCACCUGUUGAGAACUCCUCUGAGAGUACAUCAACCCAGCCUGAGCAAAGCCUUGAAGUGACAUCCAACAAUGAGGAACCAGAAAAGACACCCGAUGAUUUAGAAGCUGUUGCUCUGUCUGGCCUGGCUUCUAAUAAAGAUUUGUCUGACGCUCCCUCCCAGCUGAUCCCACUAGUAAACUCUAUUGAGGGAACAGAACAGCUUCAGACUAUAUGUGUCAAACAAAGCCAACCGUCUUCUGAUUCAACCACAAGACCCUCUGGGUCAUCAGCCUCCAGGGACAGCAUCAUGUCCACUUUUCCUGCUGGAAGCCUGACUGAAUCUAACUCAGAGCAGCACAGAACUCGCUCCUCUUCAUCAUCAUACUCUUCACUGCAGACCACACCUUUGCCUCUGUUUCGCUCGCCGCCCUUUCACACAUUUGUUCCAACCCACCAGCCUCUCAGCAGCUACCUCCCUGGAUACCCACCGACCACACCCGCCUGGAAGCUUCCAAUCCCACCUGGAGCCCCGCUCCCAUCCCUCUGCUCCUCCACCACAUCGUCUAUCCCUGUUUUAAUCCCGAAGGAGUGGUACAGGUUUCAGAGGAAGAAAAAAGAGAGGUCGCCUCACAAACGGUCCUUUUCUCACUCUGUUUCAAAGUCCUCCAAAUCGUCCCGCUCUUACUCUGGAUCAUCCAGUCACUCUGAAUCCCGCUCCCGCUCCAGAUCAAGGCAUCGCUCUCCUCACUCAAGUCACAGAGCCUUCCACAGCCACUCCAACCCCUCCAGGUCUUUUGGCUACAAACGGCCUCGUUCUCCUACCCCGUCCUCGUCUUCUUCACCUCUAAGUAGUUCCCAUUCUAGAUCCAAGUCGUCCUCGGACCACAGCCAGAAGAACCGCCACCACAGCAGGCGGUCGGGUUUGAGCAGCCACGGCUCGAAGAGGCGCGGGGAGCGCUCUGCCAGGGAAGCAAGAAAGUCAUCAGGUCUUAAGGGUUUGGGUGACACAAGUUGCCUGGAGCUGGAGAGGCAGUGCUACCUUCAGUGGAAGAAGGAGUACCAAGAAUGGUAUGAUAAAUACUUCAGUAACUAUAUCAGCCAGUUUCACCAUCUGCCUUUCCCUCCCCCGCCUCCACCGCCACCACUGUUUAGUCAGGACUCUUUCUACCUAAAACAAGAGGGAGAGACGGUGAGGAAGGGCGACUGCUCGCCUACAUCUGAGGACUCUAAUUACAGUGGCUCUCCUCCCUCUAAUUCCUCAAAUGACCGUCACUCCCCGAUAUGUCACCUCUCAAGUGACAGCUGUUCAUCCCCUAAAGUCAAUGACGACCAUUCUUCACCCUCUCGUUGUUGCAAUGACAAAUCCCCCACGCCAUCAGCAGUCCAGGUUAAGCUGACGGACAACAUGAAGGAGAACCUCGAGAGGGAUAGCAGUCUACCAGACUCUCUAACAAAGAGCAGAGAGGAAGCAAGUCGACAAAAAGCGAAAACAGAUGACAAUCCACAAACGAAGACAAAGGUUGAAGACUGCAGCACCCUGAGAAAUGAGGAGAAGAAGAAAAAACCAAAGAAGUCGCCAUCUUCUGACUUUUCUGGCUCCAUAAAUGUUCUCAGGCAAGACAAGAGGAGGCGCAAAACUGAACCAAACAGCUGCGAGGAUGGCUCACCGCUACGGCACAAAGGGACUGUCAGCGACUCCUUAAAAUCAAUCCAGCCUCUUCUAAAACUAAAUCAACCUCUAUACAAAGAAAAGAAAGAAAAACCCAAAGACAAAACUAAAUUAGAAACACAGCAAGAGCUUAGAAAGGACAAAGGUUUGAACUCUUGUCAAAACAGAGAGAGAAAACGCAAAACAAAACCCAGCACAGAUUCACAUAUGUCAGAAGUGCACCAGCACCCCGAAGGCAGCAAGACGUCUGACUCAAAAUCAGAGCAGGACAAAAAGAGACAGAAACAGGAUGAGGAGAGAAAUAAAAAACACAAGGAUCUUCCUACUAAGACUAAAAGUAGCAAAUGCCUCCAACCUAAAGUUGCAGAAGAACCCAAAAGCCUUGAAAGUGAAUCCCUGAAGUCGUCUGACAGACGAACGCAAACUACUGAGGAGAAGAAGAAAGAGAGUGAAGCAUCACCUCUGGCUAAAAAAGACAUCUGGGAAGGAGGGGUAAAGGUAAUGUCUCAGAAGAAGAUAAGUAUCAAUAUCAACUUGGAUGGGAAAAGGAAGGAUGAGAAGACUGAACAGAACUCUUCUGGUUUGGAGAUCUGUACUGGCGAGAGGACAGAGCUGUCAGGAGUUACAGAGGAGAAGGCUACGGAAGAAAGUACAAGAACUGAAUCAAAAGAAAACAGAGAAUCAAGCCCUGGAGUUAAGUCACAGGAGAAAAUAUUAUCUCUUUUAAAAGAUAUUAGAGAGUCAGGAAACAAAGCUACCUCUAGUGUUGACAAGAAGGAUGUGUCUAUGAAAAUCCCUAAACGGGAAGAAAAGGACAGGGGGGAGAAGAAAAGAGAGGAUGACUUGGAUUUAUGGCACUGUGCACUUGAAGGAGUGGAGGACAGGGAGCAAAAAACAGGAAAGGCAGAGAGAGAAAAAGAUGGCUGUGGAGGUCACAAGAAUAUCCUACCUCAGCUAGAGAAAGGUGGUGCAGGCAGAGGAAACAGAGUCGAAGCACAGAAAGAAGACAACGCCAUGAGAUCGAGCUCACAGAGAAGCAAAACAAAAAUCCAUCGACAGAACGAGACUUUAAAGCACAGCAGCAGUAAAGCCUCUUUAAUGAGCAGCCGUGGUGCUGAAGGCAGCCUGGAGGCGACGAUGGCGGGGAGAAAACUUCUGGAAGAGAAAUUAAACGACCAAGCUGAAGUCACACAGAAUGAACCCACACAGCUGAAUCUACAGGUGCUUCACUCCAAGCGGGAGAAAACUGAAAAAGAUGUGACGAAAGGAGAAGUUAAGGCCACUCUGCCUCAGGCGUCAGAGACGACAACCAACAUCGAGUCAGUGGAAGACAAUGAACAGAAGAGUCUCAGAUCAACGGAGCGAGCGAGAGACAGGAACAGGGUGACCGUGGGAGGCAGAGACCAGGAGAAGGAGAGAAACUCUGCCUCUUCUGGGUCAUACUCCAGUGUGGCUCCCUCUUGUGGCAGUGAGAGAGAGAGGGACAGAGAGAGAACUAAUGAAAGACAAAGAGAGGGCGAGAGGUCAAAACCAGGAGUGAGGGAAGAGGAAAGGAGGAGAGACUGGGAUGCCCCGGUGUCAAAGAGAACUGCGUUCAACUCGGUUUCAAAAGAUACGGAGUGGAGAGACCUGCUGAGAGAGAGUGACCAGAGUUCUUCUUGUUAUAGCAGAAAACCUCCCAGAUCCAACUACGUGCCUGAUCAAAAUGUAGCUAAAAGACACAGAGAUGCAUCCUUGGAUAUUAAUAGUCAAAACAAAGACCGUUUCUACGACUACAGUUAUCCCCGUCAAUCUGCGGACUACGGCUAUAAAGACAGACCUCCUGGGACUCAUCACUUCCCACCUGCUUACAGCCAGUGUAGGGACAGAGGCACACACUCUUUUGAGCCACCUGCAUUCUCUCAAAGAGGCCUCACCACCUGGGAAUUCAUGCAAAGCAAAAACAGAAAUGAGGAAAGGAUACAGAAAGCAGAGAAACCGGGAAACGAAAGGAAAGCUGCUGGAGAUGAGGGAGGAGGAUGGAGUCGGAGGGAGAAAAACGCCCAGAGACUGGACGAGCGACGCAGAUCCAGCAGCAGUAGCAGCAGCAGCGUCUAUUCCUCAGCAAGCCGCAGGAGCAGCAGGGACGAAUAGGGAGAAGUCCGAAAGAAAACCACCGGCUGCAGAGAAAAAGUUCAAACACAACGUCGACAAGGCAAGAGGAGGAGAGUUCCUGCUCUGUUAAAUUUUCUUUACUCUUAGAAAAAAAAAAAGCAACUUGAAUGAUGUUUUCCUUUCCU
Messenger RNA from Xiphophorus hellerii (green swordtail), 6783 nucleotides. It is a transcript of the gene rbbp6, whose product is annotated as retinoblastoma binding protein 6. Gene Ontology annotation, biological process: protein ubiquitination; ubiquitin-dependent protein catabolic process; mRNA processing. Gene Ontology annotation, cellular component: nucleus. The record is from RefSeq and is a predicted model, not a curated record. The transcript has 19 exons. Bases 2009 to 6637 code for a protein of 1542 amino acids. Gene Ontology annotation, molecular function: nucleic acid binding; ubiquitin protein ligase activity; zinc ion binding. NCBI's taxonomy places the organism in Eukaryota, Metazoa, Chordata, Actinopteri, Cyprinodontiformes, Poeciliidae.